UAGAGUCCAGUAAAAAAAGAGAAAGGAGGCGAUUUAUGCUUUGAGCAGCAGCAAACCGGAAAGGUCAUCGCAAUCCGUCAGUCAAAACAAAAUUUUGGCCAGUUAUUUGUGCUUUUGAAGGAGUAAAGGUGAAUCUGACGUCGAGGAAAUUUAGUUGCUUUUGGAGAUUUGGGGAUACUACUGUUGCGCUCUCGAUUCUUUCACAAGCCAUCCUGAAUAUUGUCGUCUGCUAAAACAGGAGCAGUUUUCUCUGUAAGUGACAGACUGCGCGCUUUCUGGAUUGAGGACUCAAACACUGGAGGUGAUGGCGGCGUCUGCACCCUCCUCCUCCUCCUCCUCUUCUGGCGGCGUUCCGGAUCCCAACUCGACAAAUUUACAGCCACCUUCCUCAAACUACGACUGGAGUGGAGUCGCUCAUGGAUGUACAAGGAAACUUGGAAUGAAGAUAUGUGGGUUUUUGCAGAAGAACAAUAAUGUUGACGACAAGGGUCGAAUUGUCGGGUUGUUUAACGACCAGCAGCCCAGGAGUAUUUUAACCCGGGACAACGAGCGAGACUCCCGCUUCAGACGCACAGAGACGGACUUCUCCAAUCUGUAUGCAAGAGAUCUGCUUCCUGCUAAAAAUGGCGAGGAGUACACCAUGCAGUUCCUGCUGGACGUGGUGGAGAUCCUCACAAACUAUGUGCGCAAGACCUUCGACAGAUCCACCAAAGUGCUGGACUUCCACCAUCCACACCAGCUGUUGGAGGGCAUGGAGGGCUUCAACCUGGAGCUGUGUGACCAACCCGAGAGUCUGGAGCAGAUUCUGGUGGACUGCAGGGACACUCUGAAAUACGGGGUCCGGACAGGUCACCCAAGGUUUUUUAACCAGCUGUCUUCAGGACUAGACAUCAUCGGUUUAGCUGGAGAAUGGUUGACCUCCACUGCCAACACCAACAUGUUCACGUAUGAGAUUGCGCCGGUGUUUGUGCUGAUGGAGCAGCUCACGCUGAAGAAGAUGCGAGAGAUUGUCGGCUGGCCGAAUGGAGAGGGAGAUGGCAUUUUCUCACCAGGAGGAGCGAUCUCCAACAUGUACAGCGUGAUGGUGGCGCGAUAUAAACACUAUCCUGAGGUUAAAAUCAAAGGCAUGGCGGCGGCUCCCAGACUGGUGCUGUUCACCUCAGAACACAGUCACUACUCUAUAAAGAAGGCCAGCGCAGUGUUGGGUUUCGGCACAGAGAAUCUGAUCCUGCUGAGAACAGAUGAACGAGGUCGAGUUAUUCCAGCUGAUUUGGAGGCCAAAGUCAUUGACGCCAAGCAGAAGGGUUUUGUGCCGAUGUUUGUGAACGCGACGGCUGGAUCUACAGUAUACGGAGCCUUCGACCCAAUCAAUGAGAUCGCCGACAUCUGUGAGAAAUACAACAUGUGGCUUCAUGUAGAUGGAGCGUGGGGUGGAGGCUUGCUGAUGUCCAGAAAACACAGGCACAAGCUCAGUGGCAUUGAGAGAGCGAACUCCGUCACCUGGAACCCACACAAGAUGAUGGGUGUUCCUCUACAGUGCUCCGCCAUUCUGGUCCGGGAGAAGGGUCUUCUACAGGGCUGUAACUCCAUGUGCGCUGGAUAUCUCUUUCAGCCGGAUAAGCAGUAUGACGUCACCUACGACACUGGAGACAAGGCCAUACAGUGUGGCCGUCAUGUAGACAUCUUCAAAUUCUGGCUCAUGUGGAAGUCAAAGGGCACUACUGGUUUUGAGAAGCACAUUGACCGAUGUCUGGAGCUGUCGGAGUAUCUCUACCACAAGAUCAAAAACAGAGAAGGAUAUGAGAUGGUGUUUCAAGGGGAGCCACAGCACACAAAUGUAUGUUUCUGGUACAUUCCUCCAAGCCUGCGGCUCCUGCCAGAUGGAGAGGAGAAACGACAUCGGCUUCAUAAGGUUGCCCCAAAGAUCAAGGCACUGAUGAUGGAGUGCGGGACAACAAUGGUGGGCUACCAGCCUCAGGGUGAGAAGGUCAACUUCUUCAGGAUGGUGGUCUCCAAUCCGGCCGUUACCAGGUCUGACAUUGACUUCCUGAUCGAUGAGAUAGAAAGACUGGGACAAGAUUUAUAGAGAACACAGAACAAGUUCAGUAGAUGCAAGUCAUCUGGAAAUGGAGGAGACAUUCAGAAGUGUUGUAUCAGCUCGAUAUUCCAGAGAAUUAGGCCCUGUCCACAGAAACACAGGUAUUUUUUAAAACCACAUUUUUUCCAUGCGAUUUCGAAAUCAUAUUAUCAGGUGACUGGGUCUUCAAUGGGUUUUAGCUUCAAUCGCAGUUCUACCUCUUAGCCCUUCCACUCGUUUUGUGCGUUCACAUGAAGAGGUAGGGGUGUUCCAAUUCCCUUUAGCUUGAAGGCGUAGGGCUAAGGCGAAGGGCUAGAUAGCCCUUGAAACAGAGAUUUUUCAGGACCACACUCGAA
Molecule: messenger RNA, 2433 nt
Organism: Danio aesculapii
Lineage: Eukaryota; Metazoa; Chordata; Actinopteri; Cypriniformes; Danionidae
Gene: gad1a
Product: glutamate decarboxylase 1a
Exons: 17
Coding region: 305-2086 (593 amino acids)
Biological process (GO): GABA biosynthetic process
Cellular component (GO): cytoplasm; presynaptic active zone
Molecular function (GO): glutamate decarboxylase activity; pyridoxal phosphate binding
Source: RefSeq, a predicted model, not a curated record